This is a messenger RNA of Nerophis ophidion (straightnose pipefish), 4375 nucleotides long. It is a transcript of the gene evlb, whose product is annotated as Enah/Vasp-like b. Gene Ontology annotation, biological process: positive regulation of actin filament polymerization; protein homotetramerization; actin polymerization or depolymerization. The transcript has 13 exons. Bases 530 to 1750 code for a protein of 406 amino acids. Gene Ontology annotation, molecular function: profilin binding; actin binding; SH3 domain binding. Gene Ontology annotation, cellular component: cytoskeleton. Lineage: Eukaryota; Metazoa; Chordata; Actinopteri; Syngnathiformes; Syngnathidae. The record is from RefSeq and is a predicted model, not a curated record.
AGCAGCUCUUGACACAGCUGGGAGGGGGGAAAAGGGAGGAAUGGCGAGCAGUAGGUAAUCCAAUGAGACACAGAGAGGAGAGGCAGAGCGAGGGCAACGCCUCAAAGCACCGGGAAGCUCUCUCUAUCCAUCGCCAUCUCACUCCCCGAUUUCCCCUCUCUCUCUGUGAAGCGUAAAGCGACCUCUUGUUUUGCUGUGGCUGCAGCUCUCGCCUUUUGUCAACAUUUAUUAGCAGCCCUAUGUGCAUUGUCACGCUAAAGAAUGAAGUGGUAACUGGCUCCUUGGAUUAUUGCUCUUUUUCCCCCCGCCAGUGGCAGCGAGGUGCUGGCAUCUUCUUUGUGGAGUCAUCUUUGUUGAGGGAUAUAUCGGUUGGUGGGCCUGAAAAGCAAAGGGGUUCACAGGGAAGGGGGCAUGCCCUCCUAGCAGUUAGACAUUUGGGGUGCCAUGCCGCCACUUGAACUCUGACCUGACAGGAGCAGGAUAAAGCAAAAAAAUUGUCUUUUUCUUUCGAUUUUCUUUUUCUGUCAUCAUGGACAUAAACCUCCAGUCGCACCGCUUCUACUUCCCUCAGAUCUAUUGCGCCGAGCCGGGGGCGCAACCGCAGCUGACCGAGUUCAAAGUCAGUGAACAGAGCAUCUGCCAGGCGCGGGCCUCCGUCAUGGUUUACGACGACACCAGCAAGAAGUGGGUGCCCAUCAAGCCGGGCCAGCAGGGGUUCAGCCGCAUCAACAUCUACCACAACACGGGCAACAACACUUUCAGAGUGGUUGGCGUCAAGCUGCAGGACCAGCAGGUGGUCAUCAACUACUCCAUCGUAAAGGGCCUCAAAUACAACCAGGCCACGCCCACAUUCCACCAAUGGCGGGACGCCCGGCAGGUCUACGGCCUCAACUUUGCCAGCAAGGAGGAGGCUACCACCUUUUCCAAUGCCAUGCUCUUUGCCCUCAACGUGCUCAGCGCUCAGGAUGGAGGUCCAGCUGUGCAGCGUCAAGUCCAAAAUGGACUGACCUCGGAAGAGAUGGAAGCCCAGAGAGCAAGGCAGAUGAUGGAGCAGCAGCAGCAGAUGCAAGCCCACAUGGAGCGAGAGCGACAGUCCUCCAACUCAGGUUCUCCUUUCCAAGGCCACCCCGCAGUGCUAUCUGUGGCGCCGCCUGUCGUACCUCCCCCUGCCAACAUGGGCGCUGCUCCUCCUCCGCCGCCGCCGCCACCGGGGCCUCCGCCGCCCUCCGCCGGGGCCCCUCCGCCUCCCCUCCCUCCUCCACUGCCCAUCCACGGAGAGGAGCCCACGGCCCAGACAGGUCUCGCCGCCAUGAUCGCGGGCGCCAAGCUGCGCCGCGUUCAAAGACCUGAGGAUAGCACGCCCAGCGCCAAAAAUGAAGUCAAUCGGACGAGCGGCGGCAGCGGAGGACUGAUGGAGGAGAUGAAUGCUCUUUUGGCGCGAAGAAGAAAAGCAGCAUCAGAAAAGCCAGAGGACAACCAAAAUGAGGACCCAAAUUGUCCAUCACCCGGCAACAGGGGGAGUCAGAACGCCACAGAUGGUGCUAAAAAACCCUGGGACAGAGCCAACUCUGCAGACAGGUCCAUGGCUUCGAGGGUACGACCCGUGGGGAGUGCCUACGACGGAGACUCGCUAGACAUGGAUAGAAUGAAACAGGAAAUCUUGGAAGAAGUGUUCCGAGAGUUGCACAAAGUGAAGGAAGAAAUAAUUGAUGCUAUUAGACAUGAACUCAGUCGAGUUAGCACAACAUAAUCUUCCAGAACCACGCGCCAAUUUCAACAGCAGGAGGACUACGACAAAAGGAUAAAUCAAGCUGAAACUGUUACGUUCACUGUGGCGAUGAGGCGCCACCGCCAUGUUGCCGUGACACUUGCGUGACAAGUGUGUGUAACAUUGAGUUUGUGCUUUGCAAAGGGAGCCGUGUGUGUGUGUGUGUGUGUGUGUGCGGGCAUGUGUGUGUGCGUGUGAAGGGACUCUACAAUUCUUUACAUUUCUGUCUCUUUGUUGUCCACUGUUCCUUUCUGUCUCUGUUUGGUCUAAAGAACACUAGACAAUUCAAUAUAUUUGAACUAUUUUAAAGUUUUCAAGAGUUUAUUUUAUUUUUGUUAUGUUUACUCUCAUUUUUAUGACCCUUACUAUCAUUUCUCAUUAUUGAAGUAUUCUUAAAAGGAAUCAUAGAUGAAAAUAUUGAGAAUAUGAUGGUAAAUGUAAAACUGUUGCACAUAUUUUGAAAUAUUUCUGUUUUGUAUUAUUCACUUAUGAACUGUACCACCAAAUGCUUCUUCAUCGUUUGUUCAUUUCAAAUGUGUGUUUAUUCUUUAUGGCCAACACAGUAGUGCAGCUUUGACAAACAACAGACAGUGGGUGAACUUUUGAACAAAAUAAUAAUAAUUAACACACCAGAGUAUUUGUGAUCAUUUUGUUAAUAAUAGUUUUAAAAAAUGUUUAUCAGCUGCCAGUAUUGUUCAUUUUAUUAUCUCUAUGACAAAGUGCUUCCUUGUUGGACAAGUCGAGAGGGAAAAUAAAAUGCACUGGGUUUGAAAUUAAUCAAAUAAAACUGUGAACAAUGUCUUGGAUAAAUAAGCCUUACUGUUUCACUUAACGUGUGUUUUUAUUGUAUUUUUUUUUUUAGAAUAGAAAAAUUGUUUAUUGUUAUUUAUUGUCAGAGGGACGGCGUGGCGCCGUUGGGAGAGUGGCCGUGCCAGCAACCUGAAGGUUCCUGGUUCAAUCCCCACCUUCUACCAACCUUUUCACAUCCGUUGUGUCCUUGAGCAAGAGACUUCACCCUUGCUCCUGAUGGGUCGUGGUUAUGGCCUUGCAUGGCAUCUCCCGCCGUCAGUGUGUGAAUGGGUGUGUGAAUGUGGAAAUAGUGUCAAAGCGCUUUGAGUACCUUGAAGGUAAAAAAGUGCAAUACAAGUAUAACCAAUUUACCAUUUCAUUGUACAUUAAUAAAAUACGAAAUUGCGGGAGAUCGUUUAUUGUAUUAAUAUAUAUAUUUAAAAAUAUACAUUUCAAUUUGUUUUGUAACAAGCAAAAUUGGACUGUUUUUGAUAUGACUGACAUAUAUCGGAUAGAAAAAUUUAAAUUCAACAUUUGUUAAAUAAUACUGAUAAUAUUUUCACACUUUAUGUGUGUGUGUGGGGGUACUUGGUCAAACAAUCCUAAAUUCUAAAUUGUUUCAAUAUUUUAUAACAGGGGUCGGCAACCCACGUGUGGCUCCGAAAUGACAACACUGGCUCGGUUUCUUAAAGACGGGCUCUUUACUUGAGUUUUUAGCCGUGAAAACUACAGGACAAGACAUGAAAUACAAUAGUUUUAGAAAUACUUCAGUCCCAGGCAAACAAGGUGCCAAACAAAAAUAGCUACCUCGUGGCCGCCUGCCACUUCGGAGGUUCUUGUGCAGCAAACACUCCAGUGUUGUGCAACUACAUGAGCGAACAAAAAAAAUCAAACCAAUGCACUCCACAAAAAUACAGAAGAUUACAACACAAUAUGACAAAUACCUUGUUCAGCUAGCCAAAUGUUCCCCACUGCUGCUGAUGGCCCAAAGUCCUUUGCAUGUCUGCAACUCCAAACAGCACACCAAAUCUCGCGAGAAUAGCGGUGUGACAAAGAAAAUAAAUUGCCCCUUUUAUAGUAACCCAAAUGUGUCUUAUUUACAAAAAAAUAUAACAUGACUUCAGAACCAUAAUAAUUUACAACAAAAAAUGUUAAUCCUUAAAACAAAAAAUAUUAAGUGUAAGUUUUCAACAACACUUACACUCCCACCAAAAUCACUCAUUGUCUCUCAAUGUGAUUUUCUAUAAAGUGUCCUGGUUAGAAUCUGUUUUACUGUGUAGGUCAGUCUCAAGUAGGGUCACGACUUUGUGAAUAGGUCUUUCUAGGUAUAUCAGUCUCGUCAGUGGUUUCCCUUUGUCAAAAGUGGUUUCACUGGUCUUCAACUUCACCUUUCGAACUUUGCCGUCUGGGCUUUCCAAAGUCUCUAUCAUUCGAGCUAGUUUCCAUUUACAUCUUGGAGCGUUGUCAUCCUGUAUUAUCACAAUAUCAUUUACUUGCAGGUUUCUUGAAACUUUCUGCCAUUUCUGUCGCUGUUGGAGAUUCAACAAAUAUUCUCGCAUCCAUCUUUGCCAAAAUUCAUUUGCGAGAAAUUGCACCCUUUUCCAUCUUUUGUUCAAGUACAAAUCAUCCUUGCAAAACUGUCCUGGAGGGGGAAGAAUAACUGAAGAUUUCAUCGUUAAUAUGUGAUUGGGAGUUAGUGGUUCUGGACCCGUGGGAUCAUUUAGAUAUUCAACACUUAAGGGUCUACUGUUGAUGAUUGCCAUUGUCUCGUAAAGUAAUGUUCUUAGACUAGUCGUAUCGAGUCUGUUUGAGUACUUG